AUGCGUUAUGACAAAAACAGCACAAGCGACGAAAAUGAUAUUUACAAUAAUUUUAUCGCUAAUAAAACCCCCGCCCUCAACUCCAAAACCCUCGCCGAACUAGUCGGCAAAAUAAUCAAAGAAGGAAAAGGCACCCUCGUCCGCCUAGGCUCCGACACCCUAGAACUAAAAGAAAGCCAAAACGAGGAACAAAAAGGUCGCAGCCAAGAUGAAACCCCAACAAGUAGAGACGCCAACCGCCAAGAAGUAAGCGACCAAGAUUUACAAGACCUAGGCCUAACCAGAGAGGAAUUUGACCUCCUAAAUACCGCCUUCGCAGAUGAGGCUCAUAUUGCCAACAUAAUUAAAAAACUUGCCUCCGCUAAUCCGGAAAAAGUAGCCGAGAUGUUGGAUCGCAUUCGUUCUACUAGUGAAAAAGACAAAAUAUUUGAGGAACAAGUAAACAAAAAUCCCCGUUAUGGUCCUCCGGGCGAGGAUACGCAAGAUAGGAGAGAUAGAUUUGAGGAAUACGCAAAAGCAAAUGACGAACAAAAAGCCAAUAUGCAAGAAGAAGAAAACGAACGCUUCACCACCGGAGAAAACGCUCGCCAAUGA
Racocetra persica is the source of this 594-nucleotide messenger RNA. The record is from the annotation of a GenBank genome assembly. Lineage: Eukaryota; Fungi; Glomeromycota; Glomeromycetes; Diversisporales; Gigasporaceae.